Messenger RNA from Protopolystoma xenopodis, 699 nucleotides. NCBI's taxonomy places the organism in Eukaryota, Metazoa, Platyhelminthes, Monogenea, Polystomatidea, Polystomatidae. The record is from the annotation of a GenBank genome assembly.
GGCAACAGCGGGACUAGCACAAAUCGCCUUUGCGCAAAGUCUCGCAGCUCGUUGACGAGCCAACAGCCUCCCUCCCCCUCUAUCCCUGCCCUCCUCCCGCCCCCACGCAUGUCCGGCCUCGGCCAGAGCCGACAGCGUCACGACAAGCUCGGCCACGAUGGUCUUGCGCAAGACGUUUACAAACCGUCAACCGUCAACCGCCAAUCGCCAACCGCCAACUGCCAACCGCCCACACAACGUCUGGCCUCACAACAGCGCAGCCUCAGUUGCCGGCUUGCCGAAUUGGCCGAGGCCACUGCUGUAUCCCUGGGCUUGACAACCCCGCAAAGACGCGGGGGGGAGCCGAUUUGGUUGAUUGAUGAGCCGUCAGACACCGGACGUCGGUCUGAGGAGCGCCGGCGCCGCUCCCCCCCCCGUCAUUCGGAGCCCAGAUACCGAGGCGAUUGCGCAAUCAAACGGCAACGCGUCGACCCGAUACCGAACAGACAGACAGACAGACAGACAGUCGGCCAAAGCCCAUUGUACAGUUGCAAUCUCAUUCUUUAUUGUCUCUCCACCACCUUCACUUUCGCUAUCUCGUCCGCUUCUCCCCCCUUUACCAACCUCUCUCUCUCUCUCAUUCUCUCUUACCCGGUUUAUCUUUCUCAUUUGCCGCGCACACAGGCACGCACGACUGCACAGACGGCGCGGUUCAUGUAA